Abrus precatorius (Indian licorice) is the source of this 880-nucleotide messenger RNA. Its product is annotated as probably inactive leucine-rich repeat receptor-like protein kinase At5g48380. The record is from RefSeq and is a predicted model, not a curated record. Lineage: Eukaryota; Viridiplantae; Streptophyta; Magnoliopsida; Fabales; Fabaceae. Gene Ontology annotation, molecular function: ATP binding; protein kinase activity. Gene Ontology annotation, biological process: protein phosphorylation.
AUGGGGACGAGAAGAGAUGAUGGUUUCCUUGUUCUUGAUGAUGGCACAACACUUAUGGUUAAGAGACUGCAGCAAUCUCAGCACUCUGAGAAAGAAUUUAUGUCUAAAAUGGGUUUCUGCAUGGCCAAAAAGGAGAGGCUUUUGGUCUAUAAAAACAGGCCAAAUGGCAACCUCUAUGAUCAACUACAUCCUGCAGAUGGUGGGAGCACUCUUGACUGGUCCAUGAGGCUCAAAAUUGCACUUGGAGCAGCCAAAGGUUUAGCAUGGCUUCAUCAUAGCUGCAAUCCCCGUAUCAUCCACUGAAACGUAAGCGCAAAGUGCAUUGAUUUUGAGCCCAAAAUUUCUGAUUUUGGCCUUGCCAGACUGAUAAACCCAAUUGAUACUCAUCUGAGUACUUUCGUAAAUGGCGAGUUUGGGGAUUUUGGAUAUGUUGCUCCUGAAUACACUGGAACUUUGGUUGCUACCCCGAAGGGGCAUAUUUAUAGCUUUGGAACUGUGCCUCUUGAGUUGGUGACUGGUGAAAGACCUACCACUGUGGCUAAAGCUCCAGAAACUUUUAAAGGAAAUCUAGUAGAAUGGAUUACAGAGCUCUCAAGCAACUCACAACUCCAGGAUGCCAGUGAUGAAUCACUAGUUGGCAAGGGUGAUGAUAACGAGCUUUUCCAAUUUUUAAAGGUUGCGUGCAACUGUGUUGUACCAACUCCUAAGGAGAGGCCCACCAUGUUUGAAGUAUAUCAGCUUUUAAGAGCUAUUGGGGGUAGAUACAAUAUAACAACUGAGGAUGACUUGUUGUUACCUACAGAUAUUGGUGACACUGAAAACUUGGAGGAACUUAUUGUAGCUCGAGAAGGAAAUGUAUGAAAAGGUAUGUGAAAAUAUA